Messenger RNA from Melanotaenia boesemani (Boeseman's rainbowfish), 960 nucleotides. RefSeq lists its product as uncharacterized. The transcript is spliced from 7 exons. The record is from RefSeq and is a predicted model, not a curated record. Lineage: Eukaryota; Metazoa; Chordata; Actinopteri; Atheriniformes; Melanotaeniidae. The coding region runs from base 55 to 960 and encodes 301 amino acids.
UGACUUUUUUCAUCCUUCUUUUUUUUAUUUCUCCUUCCCUUUGUCUGUCUCAAAAUGGCAUCUGAGAACUUCAGACAGUGGCUUGAGGAGGGGAAAGCGUUGGCAGAUGAGUUGGAAGCCAAAAAGCCAUCAAAGAAAAGGAAACAGAAGGGAACCGGAGGCUCCAAUGUUUCCUGGAGGACGAGGGACCAUAAUGGGUACAUAGUACCAAAAUUCAUCAGAAAGAAUCGAUCUGUUAAACACAGGCGCACUAUGGAGGUGCCAGAAGUUGAGACCUCGCAGAUGGAUGAAGUUCCUCAAGAGGUCACAAAUCUUGAUAACCAUCUUCAAACACUGAGAGACCUGCUGAGUUCGGUCACCGUCCCUGCAUCAGCAGAAGUUGAGGAGACAACCAGCAUGUCUGUGUGGACCAAGAGGCAGCUGACCACAGAGAGAAAAUUCAAGGCUGCAGUGCCAGAGCUCCUGAGUUGUAUGCUGGCCGCAGAAAGAGUUCCCCAGCAUUGCUGUCAAAAGUGCAAAACAGUCAAGGCUGUGGUCAGGUGCUUGGACUGUGUUCCCUCAGGAGUUCAGUUUCUCUGCGCAGGAUGUGACUCAAUUGUCCACAAAAAAAAUGUAUUUCAUGACAGAGAAGUCAUGAUUGACCAUUUUUAUAAACACAUUCCUCCCACAUCCUUAGUGAAGAUGGAUGAAAGCGGUCAUUGUGAACUGGUUGAACAAGUAUGUAUGCUGCCGAUUCUUCCACCAACACAAAUCUGCUCCUGUGGCCCAGACCAAGAGUAUACCAUCUCUCCAGGAAAGCAGACUGUCUUGGUGACUAUCAAUGGUCCAUACAAUCUUUGUCUGCCUGCUGUGUAUUGCCCACAUUGCUCCUGCAAGUGGACCCCAGGGAUCAGUGACCUGAUUAGUAGCCGAUACUGGCCAGCAACAGCAACAGGGGGUUUCACCUGCGAGAGACCUUAA